This is a messenger RNA of Colletotrichum navitas, 1564 nucleotides long. Its product is annotated as major facilitator superfamily transporter. Gene Ontology annotation, biological process: transmembrane transport. Lineage: Eukaryota; Fungi; Ascomycota; Sordariomycetes; Glomerellales; Glomerellaceae. The record is from RefSeq and is a predicted model, not a curated record. The transcript has 3 exons. Gene Ontology annotation, molecular function: transmembrane transporter activity. Gene Ontology annotation, cellular component: membrane. The coding region runs from base 1 to 1386 and encodes 461 amino acids.
AUGCGCCCUUCCCAACCAAAGAUGUCCCGUUCUAGGAGCAUUGCUUCGAUCCAGGUUCUUCCAGUAGGCCAGAGUGGCUUUGGUCGUGGAAAUGACACUGAGCUACUCACCCUGAAUGCAGACUUGGAACCAUCGAGGCCGUUGCCCUUGGCCGAGACCGGAGAAACAAGUGCCAAGGCAUGGAUAACCGUUGUUGGUGCUUUUCUCUUCCUCUUUCCUAGCUACGGUCUUAUGCAAUCUAUUGGUACCAUCCAAUCUCAUCUCGAGUUGAAUCAAUUGUCGUCUUACUCUUCACGAGACGUUGGUUGGAUAGCAGGGACUUUUACGUCGCUGGCCAUGUUUUUAGGCAUCCAAAUCGGGCCAAUGUUUGACGCUUAUGGGCCUCGAGUUCUGGGUCCAAUUGGAUGCAUCAUCUAUAUUCCCACGUUCUUUGUGCUGGCAGAAUGCCGUGUAUACUGGCACUUCAUGCUGGUACUUGGAGUCUGGGGUGGGACGGGAGCUGCAAUACUCUCCAUGGUCGGGGUCGGAAUAGUUGGCAAAUGGUUUGUACGUCGACGUGGCCUUGCCAUGGGUAUCGCCCUCUGCGGCUCAAGUCUCGGCGGGGUUGUGCUGCCAUUGACGCUUCGGAGCCUUCUGCCAAGUCUUGGAUGGGCUUGGGCCAUGAGAAGUCUAGCUUUUCUACUGGCGGCUGUGAUGGUUGCAGGAGCUGCUUGUCUUCAGCAGUCGAUGCCCGUCGUCGAAGCCGCUUCCGAAAACCGACGCCGCAAGAGAGUGGCGCUGAAUUUCAUGGCUCUCACAAGCGGCACCUUCACGUUUGUAACCAUCGGGCUUUUUGCCCUUGAGUUUGCGGCAUUCGGCGUCUUUUCUCUUCUCCCGACCUAUGCGACUGCCGCCAACUUUCCUUCCGAUACUGGCUUUGGCUUGGUUGCCGUCGCCAACGCCAUGUCCACGGCAGGUCGCCUUUUGCCGGGAUUAGCUGGUGAUCACUUUGGCCACUUCAAUAUCCUGCUCGCCAUGAUUUUGGUUACUGCGAUCUUUACUGGAGCCAUAUUAGUCCCGUUUGGUUCUAGCUCGUUGGGCGCGCUAUAUGCAUUCUCCGCGCUCUGGGGCUUCGGCAGUGGAUCAUUUAUUUCAUUAACUCCAGUCUGCAUGGGCAAGACAUGCGAGAGUGAAGAUUAUGGAAGAUAUUUUGGGACAAUGUACUUCUUUGUCAGUUUCUCGUUGUUGAUUGCUAGUCCAUUGGGAGGAGAGAUGCUACAAAACUUUGGCACGCGCGCAUUAGCAUGCCUGUACAUGUCAGUUGUUGUAGCGGGUGGCAUUGCUUUUCUUCUAGCACGACAGCUACUCUAUGGGAAGAGAGGACUGGGGAUUAGAGAAAAGAUUUAAUACAAUUGAGACUUUAUAUCCCUACGACCCUGCGCAUCGCCCAUGUUAUUAGGCCAGGCUUGCCUCUUUGACAAUCUCUACAGGCUUUCUUAUGUAGUACAGAAACAAGUAGACUGGAUUGUCGUAAUCAAUUCCGUCUUGUUCCGCUUCAACCCUGAUCCACACAAUCCGCGGCCUA